AAUCACGGUUAUGAAGAUGGAAGUGUGUUUUAUUUGCAAUGUUAAAACUGACGAAGAAAAUAGAAAUUUAAACGAAAUUCGAUCACAGCACACAAACACACGAAUAACUGAUGUGCUCCAAAAUAUGCUUGGUGACUUUAAAUCGAAACGAAAUAUCAAUGAUGAAUUCAACAGUGUCUGCUGUGAUUGUCUUAACCGAAUCGAUGAAUAUGAUUGGCUUUGUGUUAUGGCCAAGAAGCAAGAACAAGAAUUACGAGCCCUCCUCUUCCAAACUGAAUCCAUACACGAAGCUAAGCUCAUUGAAACCAACAACAAUGACAUAUUCGCACACCGAAAAGAUGAUAUUUUAUCACCAGAAAUUCACGAAUCUGUACGAAAGACUCGGUCUACGAUACCAAAACAAAUGCAUAAUGCCGGCCGAAGUAAUGAAAAUGACUGGAAUGUUUUACACAAAUUUGAUGAUUACAGUGAAGAUGAAAGUGAAGUAUAUGACAGCAGCAACAGCGAUGAGGAAUACAUGCCAACGAAAAUAACAAAAAGAAAAACAUUAUCUAGAAGGGCACUAUCGUUAUCCAAUCGAGUAGUCAGUGAUAGCGCUGAUGGCAAUGAGGACGUUCCAAACAAAAUUCAAACUGAAUCUUCGAAUGCGACGGAUCAGUGUGAAUCACAUGAAUGCUUGAGAUGUGGUCAGAUAUUCAAGAGCAAAAUGGAUUUGAUGAACCACAGACUAUGUCGAAACCGACAGCUAGAACCACUGGAAAAGACCUAUCAAUGCAACAUAUGCUCAUUUUUUCUGAAUGACCAAGAAUCAUUUGAUGAUCACAUGAAACAACACGAAGACAAAUCAUCGCCAUUUGAAUGCGUUAUUUGCAAUAAAUCUAUGUCAUCGAAAGGCGUUCUAACGAGACAUAUGAACGUUCAUAUUGGCAACGUUUCGGGCGUGUGUGAGAUCUGUGGCAAAUCAUUUAUUCAUCAAAGUUCACUAGAAACACAUAUGAAAUUCCAUAAAAAUAUACGAACAAAAAAAUGCCCAGAUUGUCCAAUGACAUUUGUCACAACGUCUCAUUUACGACAACACCUUCAAACCCAUAGGAAAGAUAAACCAUACACAUGUAACAUUUGUGGCAAUCAGUUUGGAUACCUAGGCAACUUGAAAGCGCAUGAGAAAUUACAUUUGGGAACCGAUAAAAUUCAUAAGUGUUCGCAAUGCGAUACACAAUUUGCAAGGCGCUCCAAACUAAUGCAACAUAUUCAGCAGCAGCAUUAAUUUUAUUGUUUAUAAACCAUAAAUUAGUUAAUCUCAAAAUGUUCCAAUAGUAAAUAAAAC
Messenger RNA from Contarinia nasturtii (swede midge), 1327 nucleotides. RefSeq names its product zinc finger protein 33A-like. NCBI's taxonomy places the organism in Eukaryota, Metazoa, Arthropoda, Insecta, Diptera, Cecidomyiidae. Gene Ontology annotation, cellular component: nucleus. Gene Ontology annotation, biological process: regulation of transcription by RNA polymerase II. The coding region runs from base 11 to 1267 and encodes 418 amino acids. The transcript has 4 exons. The record is from RefSeq and is a predicted model, not a curated record. Gene Ontology annotation, molecular function: DNA-binding transcription factor activity; zinc ion binding; RNA polymerase II cis-regulatory region sequence-specific DNA binding.